AUGACGUGUCGGCAGUGGUCGCAGGGUGAUGAUGACUGAGGGCCGCGUGAGGCCUGCGUUCGGCGGCGGAGCACGAGUACCGGUGGCAGGGCCAGCAUGGUGAAACCCGCGUAUAGGGGCCGCGGGACCGUUAACCCGUCCGGAUCGAGCACUAACCCCGAUCGACCCAAAGAUGGAGGCCAUACAAGAGACCGGGCAACUAUUAAACGUCUCAAUAUGUACAGGCAGAAAGAACGAAGAAACAAAGCAGGAAAAGUCAUCAAGCCCUUGCAAUUCCAGUCAAAAGUUUCAUCUGGCACUACUGCCCGUGUGGAGCCAAAUAUCAAGUGGUUUGCUAACACUCGUGUAAUAAAACAGUCUUUGCUGCAAAAGUUCCAAGAUGAGAUGGGCAAUGUGAUGAAGGACCCUUAUAGAGUAGUUAUGAAGCAGACCAAGCUUCCAAUGUCCCUCCUCAAUGAUCGAAUCAAGCCUCACAAUUCAAAAGUACAUAUUCUGGAUACAGAAACAUUUGAAACAACAUUUGGUCCCAAAGCUCAGCGAAAGAGGCCAAAUCUGAGUGUAUGUGAUAUGCAGAGCUUGGUUGAUAAAGCUGAAACAUUGGCAGAAGAAUACAAUCUAGAAAAAGACCGAGAUCUGGUUGUAGAAGAUACUGGAGUAAGGGAUGAAGUCAGAGAAGAAAUCUUCAAAAAAGGACAGUCUAAGAGAAUAUGGGGUGAGCUGUACAAGGUAAUUGAUUCAUCAGAUGUUAUAAUCCAAGUACUGGAUGCCAGAGAUCCAAAUGGCACACGAUCAGCCCAUAUAGAGGCUUACCUAAAGAAGGAAAAGCCGUGGAAACAUUUGGUAUUCGUCUUAAAUAAGUGUGACCUCGUACCCACCUGGGCAACGAAACGAUGGGUUGCAAGCCUCUCACAUGAAUAUCCAACUCUUGCCUUUCACGCCAGCCUCACCAAUCCCUUUGGAAAAGGUGCUUUCAUUCAGCUUUUGCGACAGUUUGGCAAGCUCCACAAUGACAAAAAGCAGAUCAGUGUCGGAUUCAUUGGCUAUCCUAAUGUUGGCAAGAGCUCAAUCAUUAACGCACUUCGAUCCAAGAAAGUCUGCAAUGUUGCACCUAUUGCUGGUGAGACAAAAGUCUGGCAGUAUAUCACACUGAUGCGACGCAUUUUCCUAAUUGAUUGUCCUGGUGUUGUCUAUCCUUCUGGGGAUACGGAGACUGAAAUAGUGCUAAAAGGAGUGGUUCAAGUGGAGAAGAUCAAAUGUCCUGAGGAUCAUAUUGCUGCGGUAUUAGAAAGAGCUAAAUCAGAAUACAUCAGCAAGACCUACAAGAUAGAUAGCUGGAACAACGCAGUGGAUUUCUUGGAAAAGCUUGCAUUCAGAAUGGGGAAGCUUUUGAAGGGUGGAGAACCAGACAUACAAACUGUGGCCAAAAUGGUGCUGAAUGACUGGCAGAGAGGAAGAAUACCUUUCUUUGUGAAACCGCCAAAUACAGAGGUAAACUUGGAGCUAUUAGAUAAACAGCAAAUGAAUGAAGAACCUGAUGACGUUAGUCAAGUUAAGGAGCCAUCAGAAGAACUAAAUUUGCAAAGUGAACCAGAAAAAACUGAAAACCCCAAUGUAACGCAACAAUUUGUUGCUCAAGUGAGGCAAAACUUUGGAAAAAUCAACGUUGUGCCUGAAUUUUCAGAUACAGACCUCCAGCCUGUAGACUUUUCUGACGACGAAGAGAUGUAUUCAGAGGAAGAGGAUCAGGAGCUUGAAUUGGAGGAUUGUGAUGAGAAAGAAUUAACUGAGGUUAAUCAAAAUAAACUUGAAAAUAGUAGUUUUCAACUGGAGGGCAAAUCAAAAAGACCAAAAGAAGUGCUGCAAGAUUUGAAUGACAAAAUUGCUAAAUACAAAAAGUUCUUGGAUAAAGCCAAAGCAAAGAGAUUCUCGGCUGUUAGGAUUCCCAAGGGACUUACUACAAAACUGCUCACCAAAUCGGAUCAAAAGUCAACUGAUCAAGAAGCAGAACCAAGAGAAAAGGGUUGUCCAGUAGGAAAGAGAAAAGCUCAGAACGAAUCCGAUGAUGCACAACCUCCUCCAGCCAAGCUUUCAUCCAAAGAGAAGCGAAGACUUGACCGACUGCAGCACUCAAAAAAGGUUGGCGUUCGAUACUAUGAAACACACAAUGUCAAGAAUAAGAACAAGAACAGAAGUGUUUCCAAGUCUCAGAAAUUUAAAAAAAAUCGAUAAUGUUGAAACAAAAUAACAUUUCUCUUUGUGCAAUAAAAAUAAAAAACAUUUUUCUUAA
Molecule: messenger RNA, 2287 nt
Organism: Stegostoma tigrinum
Lineage: Eukaryota; Metazoa; Chordata; Chondrichthyes; Orectolobiformes; Stegostomatidae
Gene: gnl2
Product: G protein nucleolar 2
Exons: 16
Coding region: 97-2229 (710 amino acids)
Cellular component (GO): nucleolus
Molecular function (GO): GTP binding
Source: RefSeq, a predicted model, not a curated record